CACUGCCCAGUGCCUAAAAUUUUCUAUGUCCAGUUAACUGUUGGCAACAGUGAGUUUUUCGGUGAAGGAAAGACUCGUCAAGCUGCUAGACAUAAUGCUGCAAUGAAGGCCCUUCAAGCUCUCCAGAAUGAGCCUAUUCCAGAAAAAUUACCUCAGAAUGGAGAAACAGGAAAAGAAUCAGAAGAAGAUAAAGAUGCAAACAAGUCCGAAAUCAGUGUAGUGUUUGAAAUUGCUUUGAAGCGCAAUAUACCUGUCAGUUUUGAGGUGAUUAAGGAAAGUGGACCUCCUCACAUGAAGAGCUUUGUUACACGAGUUACAGUAGGAGAAUUCACUGCAGAAGGAGAAGGCAACAGCAAGAAACUCUCAAAGAAACGUGCUGCAAUGUCUGUCCUACAAGAACUUAAGAAACUUCCUCCUCUUCCUGUGAUUGAGAAGCCAAAACUUUACUUUAAAAAACGUCCAAAAACAAUAUUGAAGACUGGACCAGAAUAUGGUCAAGGGAUGAAUCCCAUCAGUCGUCUGGCUCAGAUUCAACAGGCCAAAAAGGAGAAGGAGCCAGAGUAUGUUCUUCUUUCAGAGAGAGGAAUGCCUCGCCGUCGAGAGUUUGUUAUGCAGGUAAAAGUAGGCAAUGAAAUUACUACUGGAACAGGUCCAAACAAGAAAAUAGCUAAAAGAAAUGCAGCAGAAGCAAUGUUGCUACAGCUGGGUUACAAAGCCUCUACUCCUCUUCAAGACCAGCCAGAAAAGCUUGGAGAAAACAAGAGUUGGAACGGCCAGAAUGUUGGGUUUCCUGAGCCAACAAGUAACACACCAAAGGGAAUACUCCAUCUCUCUCCUGAUGUUUAUCAAGAGAUGGAAGCGAGCCGCAACAAAUCAGCCCCUGGUACCACUGUAAGCUAUUUGUCGCCCAAAGAAAUGAGCCAGACUUCUAGCUCUUUCUUCAGCAUAUCUCCUACAACAAAUAGCACAGCUACGAUUGCCAGGGAACUUCUCAUGAAUGGAACGUCCCCAACUGCCGAAGCCAUAGGUCUAAAAGGAAUAUCUCCCGCUUCCCCCUGUUCUGCAGUGCAGCCUUCAAAACAGCUGGAGUAUUUGGCAAGGAUUCAAGGCUUUCAGGUACACUACAGUGAUAGACAAAAUGGCAAAGAGUGUAUGACCUGUUUGACACUGUCUCCUGUGCAGAUGACUUUCCAAGGUAUCGGAAGCUCCAUUGAAGCCAGCCAUGACCAGGAAGCCUACACAUACCUUGCUCCACGGCCAUCCCCAUGCCUGCCACCGGUGCAUAUCCAGCUGGUGGCGGCAUUGUCCAAACCUCCCAGCCUUGCGCUCCUCAUGGGUGGAAUUUGCCACAUAGACCCCAAGAAGGGGCUGCCGGGUCAGGUGACAAAGGCAAUUCGAG
Molecule: messenger RNA, 1399 nt
Organism: Eurypyga helias (sunbittern)
Lineage: Eukaryota; Metazoa; Chordata; Aves; Eurypygiformes; Eurypygidae
Product: double-stranded RNA-binding protein Staufen homolog 2-like
Exons: 9
Source: RefSeq, a predicted model, not a curated record